UCCAGGCUUUGACCAAUGUGAUGGACAGCGACAGACUGAGUCCUGAGAGAGAGAGAGAGACACCGCCUCACUGGAGAAGCUGCAAGUUAAUGAUCGACCCUGCUUUGACCAAAGGACUCUACAAAGUCUACCGUUAUGAUGGACAUGCGUUUAACAUCCCUGUGCAGGACUUAGGUCUUUUUCCCGUGGACUGUGUCAGAGAUCCACGCAUCAGCCGCCCGUGGAGCAAGAGCAGCAAGACCGAGCUGUCAGUGCCAAAAUUCAAGGUGGACGAGUGGUACGUCGGUCCCGUUCUCCCCAAGGAAGUGACCUUUUCCAGGUUGAAUGACAACGUGAAGGAGCCCUUCCUGACAAACAUGUGCAGCAAGUAUGGGAACACGGAGGAGGUGGAGAUAUUCUACAACCCCAAAAACAGGAAGCAUCUAGGGCUCGCGAAGGUCGUGUUCGACAGCGUGCGUGCGGCGAGGGACGCCGCCGAGCAGCUGCAUCAGACGUCAGUGAUGGGCAACAUCAUCCACGUGGAAAUCGACCCUAAAGGAGAAAACAGGGCUCGGUAUCUGCAGCUCCUCCUGCGCGGUCUCUACACGCCGUGGACGUUGCCCGUUGGCAGCAGCGAGCAGGAUCUGCAGAGCUUGGUCGACAGUUUGCCGGGCGGCAAAGCCACCCAGCAGCAGGGGAGUGUCUGCAGCCCCACCAGCAUUGCCACACCCCUCUCUAUGGACACCGCGUACUCCAGUAUUUGGCAAGAUACACCUUGCAGCUUCAGGCUCACGCCGCGUUCUCAGGGAACGCCCCUCACACCGUGCCUGUCCGCGACUCCUCUUUCCCAGGACUCCUGCUACUCCAGCCUUCAGGCGACUCCGGUCCUCCAGGGGGAGCCGUCCAACUUUACCGUCCACAAACACUUGAGACAAGAGCUCUGCCGUCACAAGCGCUCCAGGUACGAGCACAGAGCCGCCGGCAAAGUCUCCGACACCAAGUUCCUCCUGAAGCACUGCCCGGCGUACGUCCUCUCCUCGCAGUCGCACGCGAGUGGUCAGCAGGCGGCGCUGUGGGGCCCCGGCGCUCCGUCCUUCACUGACAACAACACAGAACCAACCUUUGACUGUCAGGACUCCAGAGACAGCAACGCGGCUCCAUCUGACGCCGUCCCGAGCUUUGAUUUUACAGCCGAGCAGCAGCAGACUCCUGAAGACCACGUCUUCUGUCCGUCUGUCAUCAACCGUUCGUCCGACAGCUCUCGGCCGGAGGCGGAGAGUCUCGACUCCCGCAUUGAAAACCUGCUAACAAACAGCAGCCGGAGCGCAGAGCUCUCAGAGGGCGAGGUUCUCUCGCAGCCGACGUCGCCCUGCUCGGCUCAGAACUCCCCGUUCUCGGACGACUCUCUCGCGUGCUCGCCUACGUCUUGUGUCCCCCCGACGUCCGACCGCGUCCACGUCCGUCUCACGCCCAGUGACGACGAAGAGGACGAGACAAGUCGAGCCGUUUCAUUCCUGACGAGGAACUCCCAGUCUCCCACUGACUUCAACACAGAUGAUGCAAAAGGGUUCCAGUCGUCAUCUCAUCCACAGGAGAAUCAUGCCACAGCUGAGGCUGAGGGACAUUUGAGUAAGAGGUCGACGCCAUCGAAGGACAACUCCUCUCUCUCUCACCUCGGCCCCAGACUUCCUCGAGCAGUUACAGCGGGAAACUCUCACCCACCUGUUCCAUCUUUCCCUUUCCCCAUUCCUCCCUUUCCUCCGUCACUCCCCCCCGUCCCCCCUCGCCUGCCAAAUGGUUCCAUCCCCAUCCCGCCUCCAGGCUGGACCCGCCCCCCUGCGUAUCUGACAGGAAUCCCCAUUCCUCCUCCAUCGAAUCCUCCGCCGCCAGCAUUUUUGGGACCGCCUCCGCCUUUGAUGGUCCCGCCCUCGGUUCCGCCUCCUGUGCCCACAUACCACUUCUCUAUGUCACACCCUCCACCGCCCUGGCCCGCUCCUCCUUUCCCCAGGUUCAACCCGUUUGUACCUCCACCACCACCACCACCACGACCGCCACUGUAUGACCCUCACAAGGUCACGGUGGAAAAAGUCCUCGAGGUCGUCACGGACGAGUUGAAGUCCAUCAUUAAGAAGGACAUCGUGCGGCGGAUGAUUGAAGGCGUGUCUUUCAGGGUGUUUGAGGAGUGGUGGGACGGCCAGGAGAAGAAACAGCAGGUACGUCCUUCACCCUCUGUGCUCUGUGCUCUCAUCACCAAACCAUUGAACGCGUUUGUUAAAGUUUCUCCGGUGAAGAACGGCGUUCUGGAGCAGACGCACAAACAAAUCCACCUCCUCGGUCACAUGAGCAAAAAACCUCCUUUGCCGUCGUUCAAGGUGAAAAGGAAAACGGCGAGCGACCCUGCGUCGUUGAAAGACACAGACGGCGCGUUGUCCUCGUCCGAUGUGAAGCAGGCGGAGGACGUGCCGCAGGCGGAGGACGCGCCGCAGGCGGAAGACGCGGCGCAGCCUGCACCUGAGGGGCCUAAACGCAGACAUGCCAGACCGCACGCACUAGACAGUGACGACGACGGCGGGGAAGGGGAAGAAGCGGACGACUCAGGGCGAGGGGAAGUGACAACAGCGGGCAAGGUGGACGCUGUUGUGCUGGACAGCUGUGCUUCUCCAAAGCUGUCUCACAGAGAUGAUGGCGAGGAUGAUUACGAUGAAGAUGACAGUAUUCAAACCCAGCUUGAGAAUGAAGUGGCACAGAAGCCCAGAGAGGGCGACGCGGCCGUCACCUCCCACGUCCCUGACGGAUCACACGGCGGCGCGUUAGAGUCUGUGUCAGAGUACAGCUCCUCGGGGGAAAGUGAGCACUCCUCAGACAUCCGCUCCCCCGACUCCUUCUCCUCAGACAGCUUCGAGGACUCGUCCUGCUCCAACCUCAGUCUAGAAGACGAUGACGAGGAGGAUGACGGGAGUUGCAUCGUGAUAUCGUCGGAGGACGAAUCGAUGGAGCUGGAGCCUCCUCUUCACCCCUCAGCUGCCCCGCUUACCCCCGGCACUCUGCUGGAUCUCUGUCUGCAGGACGUGUCUCACACUUUCCGGGUGCAGCGGCAGCGUGACGAGAACCGGUACCCGUCCUGUCCACACGACACCCGCCACUUACAGGAUCUGAUGGACCCUCAAACCAGUCGACUCCAGGAUCCACAGCCCCCGUCGCCUCUAGGAUUUACAGUUGAACCGUAUCUGGAUGUGGACCUGCAGAGCCCUCAGUGGACGGUGGCGUCUCCAGAGAUCACGGAGAGCCUGAGGCCUCUCACGCCCACCGGGUGCCUGCUGGACAGCGACCCCGACCUCCUGAUGAAAAGCAAACCCACAUCUCCUGCUGUGGAGGAGGUCGAGCGGCCGCAGACGCCGGGCCGGGGCACGGAGGCUGAACCGGGAAGCGAGGACUUGUGUGAGGCCGGUGAAUACCCGCCUCUCUCACCAAUGAGCGGCGAACUGGUUCACGUUCCCUCCGAGCCUCCCGCCGCCUCCUACCAUUUAUACCAGGAGGUACCGAAAACCCCCGGCAGGGAGGAGAGAAGCGGAUGGAGUCAGUUCAGCUCUGCGAGAGCUCCGGCAACGCCGGGCAGAGAGACGACACUGUCAGACGGUAGCGCAGCCAUGUGUUCGCCGCUGAGCAGCCCACCACCUGUUCCAUCUAUGUGCAGCAAUCCUUAUACAACAGCCCCGAAGACUCCUGGAAGAGACAUCGUCCUACCUCGAAGAGCAGCCGUCUACAGGAGGACAGCACGCAGCGUCGCCUCCUCUCAGGUGAUGUUAUCUGACAGAGGCUUCCCCAUGAACGCGUCCUCCUCGCCUCGCAGCCUCUCCGAUUCCUCUCUGGACGCCGCUGACGUGUUGAUCACGUCGCGUAUGAGAACGGAGCCCUUACGGGGACUGGAGAACGUGCUCGGCGUUCUGCACAAGGAGAACUCGUCGUCGUUUCGGCGGAAACAGUGGAGAAGGUUAAAGAGGACGCUGCAUCGUCAGAAGUCUCUCAAAAGGAUCGCCGGUCCGUGCCGAUACCGCGGUCGUUCGCGGUGCAGGGAGCGGAGGAUCCUUCACAGCGUUUGGACGGAAGGUCUGGAUGAAGAAGAUGCGAGGCUGCUGCGGUGCACGUACGACAGGCUGCAGGAGCACGAUAACGGCUUUGGAUGGCUCAAUGACACAGUCUGGAUCCCCCACCCUCAUAUCCUUGUGACAAAAGUUCAUUACAAUAGAACUCUAUUGUGUUUAUUGCACUUUAACUGUUGCUCACUCACUAAAGUGGUCACAGAGAACAGCGACGAACACCAACACUGGCGGCCGAAGCACAGGAGCGGCUGCGCUCGCUGCGAAGGUUUCUAUCAAAUCAGCAGGAAGGACAAACUGAAAUACCUCGGACUGACGGAGCCGGACGCUGAGCUUCCGUCCACCAGAUCUCAGGGAACGUCGGUGCGCGCCGGGUCUGACUUCAGGUCUGAACAGCGCCGCCUGCUGUCCUCUUUCAGCUGCGACAGUGACCUGGUUAAGUUCAACCAGCUGAAGUUUCGAAAGAAGAGGAUCUGUUUCAGCCGCAGCCACAUCCAUGAGUGGGGGCUGUUCGCCAUGGAGCCGAUCGCAGCAGAUGAGAUGGUGAUUGAGUACGUGGGUCAAAUCAUCAGACAGGUCAUCGCCGACAUGAGGGAGCAGAAAUACGAGGAGCAGGGCAUCGGGAGCAGCUAUUUGUUCCGGGUGGAUCAGGACACCAUCAUCGAUGCCACCAAAUGUGGGAAUUUGGCCAGAUUUAUCAACCACAGCUGCAAUCCUAAUUGCUACGCUAAGAUCAUCACCGUGGAGUCUCAGAAGAAGAUAGUGAUAUACUCCCGGCAGACGAUAAGCGUCAACGAGGAGCUCACGUACGACUACAAGUUCCCCAUCGAGGACACAAAGAUUCCUUGCCUGUGUGGAGCGGAAGGCUGCCGCGGCACCUUGAACUGACCUCUCGCGACGAACCGCCACGCGCUGAAGAAGAAAAAACACACAGACUCUGCACGUGUAGCCAUACAACUGCUUUAAUACUGCGGAGAAGAACACGAGCAAUAACUGAGCGGGAGGCCGCCGAGGAGCUGACGAUAAACGACGGCGACAUCAGCUGUUUUUCUGCGUCGACCUCGUUUUCAAGUGUUUUCAUUCACGAGAGCUUCAAUGUUGUUUGCUUGAGUCAAGCUUUUAUCAGUAAUAUUUGACU
Messenger RNA from Solea solea (common sole), 5214 nucleotides. RefSeq names its product histone-lysine N-methyltransferase SETD1B-A-like. Bases 21 to 4964 code for a protein of 1647 amino acids. Gene Ontology annotation, molecular function: RNA binding; histone H3K4 methyltransferase activity; protein binding. Lineage: Eukaryota; Metazoa; Chordata; Actinopteri; Pleuronectiformes; Soleidae. Gene Ontology annotation, cellular component: Set1C/COMPASS complex. The record is from RefSeq and is a predicted model, not a curated record. The transcript has 16 exons.